GCGGCGCGGCGGCUCGCGCUACCAGUACGCGCCGCCGCCGGGGCUGGCGACGGCCACCGCCGACAUGACGCCGUUCGCCACCCCGCGCGGCUCCAUCGCCGAGCCGGGGCCCGUCGGCCGGCCCCUGCUCGACUUCGCACCACUCCCCGAACAGGGCCACGAGAUGACGGCGGGGCCCACUCCAGUCUCCCCCCUCGUCUUCCACUGGUUCUACGCCAAGGCCCGGUCGUCGGACUCGAGCGAGACCGACUGGCUGCCCUUCUCUCGGGCCGACUGUGAUGCCCUAGAGAAGGUGUACCAGUCUGGUGAGGCCGGCCUCGGGCAGCUGGUGCCCGUGCUGGGGCGCCGUCAUGACGUGGACGUGGCUCUGCGUCUGAUGACGCCCGUCUACUGGGAGUGCGCCCCGGUCGCCGUGCGCCGCUGCUCCUGGUUCUCCCGCGGCGCGCACGAGACCAAGUUCGUGCCUUACGAGGAGGAGGUGGCCGCCCGGCUGGAGGAGCUCUACGAGGAGUCGUCGCGCACGGGCCGCUGGCACCGCGACCUGCAGCUGGGCGAGGACGGCUACGCCAUCCUGCACUCGCCCGGCUGCCUGGUCCACCACCCGGGCAUCACCGCCGCCUGGGAGCACGUCAACCUGCCGGACGACCCGAGCCGACCACGCCAGCUGCGCCGCGGCUGGGACACGGUGGAGGGCGCCGUGACGCCGGCCGACGAGCCGGAGCUGGUGAACCAUCUGGUGUUCGUGGUGCACGGCAUCGGGCCGUGGUGUGACCUCAGGUUUCGGCGGGUUACCGAGUGCGUGGAUGACAUGCGCCUGAUGGCGGCCGAGAUGGCCUCGUCGCACUUCGGCGGCGCGCUGCAGUCCGGCCAGCUGGGCCGGGUCGAGUUCCUGCCGAUCAGCUGGCAUGACGCGCUGCACGGCGCCGCCAACGGCCUGGACAGGGCCCUCCGGCUCAUCACGCUCCCCAGCAUCCCUCUGCUACGCGAGUUCACAAACGACACGAUCGUGGACGUGCUCUACUACACCAGCCCCAUGUUCUGCCAGCUCAUACUCCGCACCGUCGGCAACGACAUCAACUCCAUCUACGCCAAGUUCUGCCAGCGCCAGCCGGAGUUCUCUGGCGCCGUCUCCGUGGCGGGACACAGCCUGGGCUCGCUCAUUCUGUUCGACCUGCUUUCGAACCAGACCGGCGAGCAGCCGGAGACCGCGGCGGCGGCCGCAACCCAGCAGGAGGCGCCCGCCUCCGAGGACGACCGGUUCGCCGGCGUGCUCGACUCGUUGAAGCUCAGCCACCACGCGGAGACGCUGCGCCGCGCCGAGAUCGCCGACCUGACGGCGCUGCGCCGGAUGACGCCGCAGGACGUGGACGCGCUGGGUCUGCCGGUCGGCGCCCGUCGUGCGCUCCUCUGCUGGCAGGAGGAGGUCAGCGGCAGCGUUCCGGCCGACAAGAUGGUGACGGUGUCGUACAACUCUGGCACUGGCCAGCCGGCCAUGGAAUACCCUCAGCUGGCCUUCAAGCCAGACUGCUUCUUCGGCAUGGGAAGCCCCAUAGCCGUGUUCCUGCGCAUCCGAGGUGUGAGCCAGCUGGGGCCCGACUACCGGCUGCCCACGUGCCGGCGCGUGUUCAACAUCUAUCACCCGUACGACCCGGUGUCGUACCGCAUGGAGCCGCUCAUCCAGCCGGAGAUGGUGCGCCGCCGGCCCGUGCUCGUGCCGCACCACAAGGGACGCAAGCGGAUGCACCUGGAGAUCAAGGACCAGAUGGUGCGCAUGGGCACCGAGCUGAAGCAGAAGCUGCUGUCGUCGCUGCAGAUGACGCUGGGCUCCGUCUACAAAAUGGGCUGGACGGCGGCCGACGACGACGCCGCGGAAGAGAGCACAGCCGCGGCCGGCGACGAGGGCGACGAGGACGAUGCGCUCAGCCUCCCGGUGGGCUCGCUGAAUGGCGGCCGGCGCGUCGAUUACGUUCUGCAGGAGAAGCCGUUCGAGUCGCUCAACGAAUACGUGUUCGCCUUCCAAAGCCACCUGUGUUACUGGGAGUCUGAGGACACGCUGUUGCUGCUGCUGAAGGAGGUGCUGCGGGGCUCCGGCAUCGAGUUGGAGUCUCCCUCUCAGCGGCCGCCGCCACCCGAGGCGACCGCCGCCACCGGUACCGCCGCCACCGCCGCCGAGCCUGUCCUUAUGUCUUCCGCUGCCGACGUCAUGCCUGCGCCUACUGCUGCGACCGCCGCCCCAGUUUGUCUCGUCGCUGUGGCGGCGGCAUCGGACGGCGCAGCUGCGUCCGGCGACGUAGCUGGUGUCAAACGCGUGCCCGGCGUGCGCGUGUGA
This is a messenger RNA of Pollicipes pollicipes, 2329 nucleotides long. Its product is annotated as phospholipase DDHD2-like. Gene Ontology annotation, cellular component: cytoplasm; COPII-coated ER to Golgi transport vesicle. Gene Ontology annotation, molecular function: metal ion binding; glycerophospholipase activity. NCBI's taxonomy places the organism in Eukaryota, Metazoa, Arthropoda, Thecostraca, Pollicipedomorpha, Pollicipedidae. The record is from RefSeq and is a predicted model, not a curated record.